CCGCCGCUGAAUUGGCACAAAUGGCUAGUGUUGCUGCUCGGAUUGGCUUUGUCCGCUUGGCCAAUUGCCUGCGAUUAUAGUUCCAUCACCGAGAAAUUUGGAGCGGAAGCCGUUGCUCGAUGCAAUGAAAAGUGUCCCUUCCAGAAUCGCACCGCAGAUGGCCACUUCGACGUAAAUUGUGGUUCCGACUGCAGUGUGCAACAAUGUCGAUUGGGAUGCAGCUUAUGGCAAUUGGGCUUAAAAAACUCCUGCCAGAAUGUUUGUAACGUGACAUCGGAAACAGUAUUUUCUAGGGAAUUAUACUGCGUGAUGGGUUGCAAUGAGGCUCUUAAUACUUACUUACAAAAGUUAAGAGAACUAAUCGGCAUACCGAGUGCGCCUGCGUUGGUAGCAGACAGCCUAACUGCCCGCUCGCUGUCGCUGGUGUGGGAGGCUCCAGGUGUGGCCAACUUGAGCCACCUGCUGCAAUGGCGCUACGAGGAGUUGUCCGGCACAUGGCAGUUCUACUCCAACGCGAGUCACGCCGACCGCUCAAUCAUACAUGUUGAUAAUCUGCGGCCGUACACUAAAUACAGAUUUCGUGUGGCGAUCUUCCUGUCUGGUCGUGUGAGUAGCGGCGAGCCGGUGUACUCCGCGCCCUCAGUGGUCAUAUCUACGCUGGAGAGCGGCAAGCCGGGCUCGCCGCCCGCCGCCCUGCGCGCCGCCGCGCCCGACCCCAGCCGCGUCGCCAUCUCCUGGCAGCCCGGCCCCUUCCCCAACGGACCUCUCAUCUCGUACGUGCUGCGACUUGCCGACACACAGCCCAACACCAAUGACGCUCUGGAGGACAUGCCAGCUUCGAACAAGACAUUGUUCUACAUGUUCCAAAACCUGGCGCCGGCGCGCGAGUACGAGGUGUCCGUGGCAAUGCGCAAUGCGGUCGGCGAGGGACCUCGCGCUUAUGUCAGAAUUUCGACACCUCCUUUACCUAAAUCUGUUCCCAGUCAACAGCCGAUUCUUAUACUAGGCGGGGAACGUAACAUUUUAGCUGCGCCCGCAAACGACAUACUCGCAGAUCCCAUUGAACUGUACACAACCAAUGAAACUAUUACUGGUGUUGGGUUGGAUAUUUCCAGCGACUGUCUAUUUGUUUCUGUAUCCAGUGGUUUCGUGUAUCGCAAUUCUUUAUCGAAGAGAAGCACCUCCCACGCUAUAGUUACCCCGAAGAAUACGUACAAACCUCUAGAUCUGUCCGUAGAUUGGUUAAAUGGACAUUUAUAUAUCCUUGGCGAAGUCCAUUACGCAAGAGAUGGCAGUUUAUCCAACACGUCGCUGUAUUCCAGUUGGGAAAUAAUACGAUGUGAUUUUGAAGGGAAAAAUCAGAUAGUAGCAUUGUCAGGGUUUAACUCGAGACCGAUUCAUUUUGAAGUGGACGCUUAUAAUGGGUAUUUGUUCUGGGCGCUGCGUGGGGUGGAACACGGGGGUUUGUACCGCUUGGACCUAGCCAACAUUUCUAACGGCGUGCCGCACAACGCCACUCUCAAGUGCAUAGUCAAGGACGCGCACCUCGGGGCCUUCACUGUCGACCACGCAGACUUCAGGCUACUCGUGGCACACCUCAGGCGGAACACAGUGCUGGCUGUGUCUUUGGAUGGGCGAGCCGUGUCAGACUUCAGGCCUAACACGCAGACGCCGAUGUUCUCAUCUGUGAGAUCGAUAGCAUACAGUGUAAUGGGCAUCGACCGCGCAAAGGUGUCCUGGUCCCCGCCGCACCUGCUGGGCCACCAGGGUAAUGGCGCCUGGCAACAGUGGACCUUUCAUCUGCAACUGACGCAAAUGGAUUCUGGGAUCACUAUAGACUUUAAAAACAUCAACGAAUCCAUGUAUGUGGUAAAAGAAUUAAAGCAAGACACGGAAUAUGUUAUCAAAGUUGCGGCGGAGACAGAGUCGGGAUCAGGACCGUGGUCGUCAGAAUUCGUUGGUAAAACGUUGGCCUCUACGCCGACAACAUUGCACAGCACUUUGCUGUGGUCAGGGCCUGAUGGUCUGCUGCAAACAGACUUGACUGGAGACAACUUGAAAACAUUGAUACACAGUGGUAAUUUGAAGAACUUGUAUAUAACGGACAUAUCGUGGUACCGCGACAUGAUCUACCUGGUGACGAACGCGUCCACCGUGAUGUGGUACAACUGUACUUCUACUGAGCGUGGUUUGCUGCCCGCCCUCGACAACGUCGCCAGCCUCGCAGUCGACUGGGUCGGACAUAAGAUAUAUUGGUCCAAUCCUAAGCAGCAGUUGAUUAGUCGUGGUAACUUCGACGGCAGCGGGCGCGAGCCGGUGCCCAUUGUGACGGUGGCCAAAGAGCUAACCAUCGACUCGCUAGCUGCCUACAUCUACUGGAGCACUGGACACGCCGUCGAGGCCGCGCGACUCAACGGAGAAAACAAGAUCAUUUAUUAUCCUGCACAAUUAUUUAGUGGAAAACAAGUAAUGGGACUAACGGCGGACUUGGAGAAGAAAUGGCUAUACUGGUUGGUGAGAAGCUACGACGGUUCAGAGCUGCACCGAGCGCCGACCGCUGACAAAAUAACUACAGGAAUUAGCGAGGUCUGUGCAUUUAUGUCGUUGUUUUGGUAUGAAGAAAAUGCUCACCCCGGUUUGGGCACGCUGAUGACUUCAAGGAUCAAUGGAUCAGACAUACGCUCAUUUUUCUCCAAUCACGAUGAAGGUCCACACACACGCAGCAACUGUAACUGUCCAGAAAAUCCUCAAGCGGCUAAAGCUUUCACACUCGAUAUGACGAAAGACGACAUAGAAUUAUACUGGGUAGAUCCCUGGGUGCAUCAAAUUGUUGCCUCGGAUAUGGCGGCAUGCAAAUGUAGAGUAGUCGUAGACGCGUCGAAGAAAAGAUACGGCUUCACGCCGAUGGCGAUCACCGUCGAUAGCAAAUAUAUUUAUUGGUUUAAUUCAACGGAAAAGUCUAUCUAUUACACGAACAAACUGACGAAGAGUGAGAUAGAACAAGUGAAAGCAUUUUACGGGUAUAAGAUAGUGACGUUGGACCCGGCCACGCAGCCGUUCCCGCCCCGACAGUGCUUGUUCCCGAAGGCACACGACCUGCAUCCCACAGUCAUAUCUAAUUCCGCCAACAGUCUGUCGCUGCAAAUGCCGAAAGUUGGUAAACCUAAAUACUGCCAUCAGUAUAAUUAUGAAAUGGCUGCGAUCGAAUAUACCGUUUAUUAUAGUUUAAAAUCGUCAAACAAGGCUAUAGUUUGCGACAAGAAAACAUGCCCGUAUAAAAUGACCACAAGCUCUGAACUAGUUCUGAAUGAACUUACACCUUUCACCAAUUACUCGGUGAUGUUAGAAGCAACGAAUUACUACGCUAAGCUACAUGAAGUAGCACCAAUCGUUGGAACCCCUUUGAUCCUACAAACUGCUGCAGAAGCACCGACAGCUCCGAAAGACGUGAAGGCGACCGUGCUGAGCCCGGUGCUGGCGCGCGUCACGUGGACCCCGGACCCCGGACUCUGGUACGAGUUGCACUGGGGCACGGACGACUCCUCCUCGUUGCCCUUAAAAGAGCACAAUACAUUCGAGGUGUCGGAGGGCGGGAAACCGUAG
Papilio polytes (common Mormon) is the source of this 3603-nucleotide messenger RNA. RefSeq names its product proto-oncogene tyrosine-protein kinase ROS-like (gene sev). The annotation marks the transcript as partial. The transcript has 21 exons. Lineage: Eukaryota; Metazoa; Arthropoda; Insecta; Lepidoptera; Papilionidae. Gene Ontology annotation, molecular function: protein binding. The record is from RefSeq and is a predicted model, not a curated record.